AUGGAUGAAGAAACUCUGGCAUGGCGAACAAUCGGCAUUGUAGAGCGCAUGUCUCUGGAAAAAGGGCUACAUCGACGAGAAACACUCACUCAAUUAGGCCUUGCGGCAGAAGGACGCGAGCGAGUGCUUCGACUUUUCUGGUCCAUCUACAUCCUCGACAUACGCUGGAGCUUUGGAACAGGCAUGCCCUUCUCCCUCGAAGACACAGAUAUUGAUCCCUGGCUCCCCGAGCCGGAAGAGAAGACGCCCUACCUGCGUGUCAUGAUCCGAUACAGUCGGAUCGCCGCGAAAGUGUGGAAAUUCAUCUCGACAUUCAACAACACCAACGAGAUCAGGAAAGACGAGAUGAACUACCUCAACUGGCAGGUCCUGCAAUGGAUCGGCGCGAUUCCAGACUCACUGCGUCUCGAUCACCACCCCGUUGCUCAUACCGACCAGGAUGAAUCCCGGAGCAUUCGUCGCCUUCGUUGUCUGCUCUACUUGCGCUCUAACCAGCUGCGCAUGCUCAUCCACCGGCCGGUUCUGCAUUCCGCAGCACAUAUUAUGCGGUAUCCAUCCGAGUCACAAACGGUGGUCAACAUCGCCAAAGACACGAUCCGCUUCAUCGCGCGUCUCAACGAAACGUCGGAUAUUUAUCGCCUCCAACAAGUGGCAUUCAACUGGUUCCUGGUCUCCGCUCUGGCGGUGUUAUUUCUGGCUGUGGCUCAAACGCCAAGCCAAUUCAGCGGAUCUUGUAGGGAGGAGUUCUACAUGGCGCUGGAACUCGUCAAGGGGUUUUCUACUCGCUCGUAUAUCUCUAGAAGGCUUUGGAGGUCUAUUCGCAGUUUGAGGAAAUUGGGACCUCAGUUGGGGUUGCAUGUCCAUGGACAUGGACAUCAGCAUCAGCAUCAGCAGCAACACCCUCCGCAGGAGGAGACACAUGCAGGUCCUGGAUUAUACAACCCUGCAAGAUCUAGUGAACCGACAAUAGACUCAUUCGACCCUCCGAUGUCCACUAGCACGCAUAGUCACUCGCCGCUGGAUGGAGCGCAGAUGACCCGCGAGCUGAUGGAGUGGUUCGAAGCGGUCGGAAACCUGGAGGAUCAGAUUAUGGGCGUGGGACCACAGGGUCUGUCGGAUUUGGGAUGGCAACAGGGAGGUCGUGGAGGUGGAAAUGCGUAUAUGGUUGAUUAUGGAGGGGAGCUGUCGAGUUUGAUGAAGGAUUGUUUUUAG
Molecule: messenger RNA, 1212 nt
Organism: Aspergillus melleus
Lineage: Eukaryota; Fungi; Ascomycota; Eurotiomycetes; Eurotiales; Aspergillaceae
Product: fungal specific transcription factor domain-containing protein
Exons: 1
Coding region: 1-1212 (403 amino acids)
Biological process (GO): positive regulation of transcription from RNA polymerase II promoter by galactose; DNA-templated transcription
Cellular component (GO): nucleus
Molecular function (GO): zinc ion binding; RNA polymerase II cis-regulatory region sequence-specific DNA binding; DNA-binding transcription factor activity, RNA polymerase II-specific
Source: RefSeq, a predicted model, not a curated record